Misgurnus anguillicaudatus (oriental weatherfish) is the source of this 3737-nucleotide messenger RNA. NCBI's taxonomy places the organism in Eukaryota, Metazoa, Chordata, Actinopteri, Cypriniformes, Cobitidae. The record is from RefSeq and is a predicted model, not a curated record.
CCUCGUGGAUCUGUCAGACUGGAAACUAAAGGGUUAAUGUUACUGUACAGGACUGUGUGAGGUCUCUGCUCGUGUCUACUCGCUCUGUUAUACACUCACUGCAUGCUGCUUCUCUACUUUCAUCAUCAUUCCUAUAGCAGGUACCUGCUCACUCACCAUCCGGCAUGGAUGCGUUAAAAUCAGCGGGCAGAGCGAUGAUCAAGAGUCCGGGAGUCCCGCGGCACACAUGGGGAACCUCAAAGCACGAAAAGCUCCCAGAGAAUUGGACGGACACCAAGGAGACUCUGCUGGAAGGAAUGGUGUUUAAUGUGAAGUAUCUGGGCAUGACUCUGGUUGGCCAGCCAAAAGGAGAAGACAUGGCAGCAGCUGCCAUCAGGAGGAUUGUUAGCACGGCUCGUGCCGGCGCCAAAAAGUUCAGGAAGGUGACCCUCACUGUUUCUCCUAAAGGAAUCAUCAUCUCAGACACAGAGACCAAUGACCUCAUCGAAGACGUUUCCAUUUACAGAAUAUCGUACUGCACAACAGAUAAAACUCAGGAUAAAGUCUUUGCCUACGUUUCCCAAAGCCCAUUUAAUGAAACUCUGGAGUGCCAUGCCUUCCUGUGCCAAAAAAAGAAAAUAGCUCAGGCUGUGACCCUGACAGUCGCACAAGCUUUUAAAGUAGCUCUGGAUCUCUGGGAGAUAGCACAAGAAGAUAAAAGUAAGAAAACUCGCACAUGUGGUUCUUGUUCAGAACCCGAAUCUCAGCCAGAAUCAGAACCAAACAGUGUUACAGAGGAGGAAAAGACUCAAGCUUUGAUGGAGCACAAACUUCGGAAGCCCUUCUUCCCUGCAUUCCUUUCACCAUCUCCACGGAGCAACACUAGGAGACGACCAAUCAAACAUGACUCUUGGGAUGUGGAAGACAGCAUCGAUGAAGCAUUUUCGAGCAGUAAGGAGGUGGAAGAGAUGGACGCAGGUAAGUGAGGCUGGCGACAUCCCGCACCAGAACCGUGUCUGAAGAUGCAGCAGUGAGUCCACCAGAACGUCUUUUAUCCUUCAGCAGCGACGACUCCGACUGAACACAAACACACACUCCAACCAGCCAAUCAGAAAGUGUCCUCAACACCAAGCACAUUUACAUGCGGACUGCAGAAAAGAGCACUGCCACAAUAUCUACAGCACAACUGGAACACUUUGUACUAGCAAACAAUAAGGAAACAACUUACAGUAGAUGUGCACAAUUUCAAUAUUCAACUAUAUGAUUGAUAAACUGUUGAAUGCCAAUACUUUCUGGAAGAUCAGGGCAAGCUUAAGCUACAACGUGGAUAAAAUAACGUAUUCUUACACAUUUAAUACAUAUUCAAAGUAAUUUCUUUAAAACUGUUUUAAAGCAUUGGUGCUAUUUUUGGUCAUAUUAUUUAAAUAGGACAAUACAUUGAAAUGUGUACUACUUGAAAGAGACUGCAAAUAUGCCUGUUUUUCAGCCCAACAUUUUAAAUGUAUCCCGUACAGGUUUGAUAUACUGUAAUGCGCUCUUUUGCUUCUGCUUAUCAUAAUAUUUAACUAACCAUGUCAACAAAACUCUCAUCUGAAGAGCAGAUCAAAGCCGCUGCAAAGCUUUCAGGCAAUUAUUUUGCAUUAUUGAUAUUUACAUACUAUGUUUGUAUUUUGAAGUAGUAUUUGAAUUUGCAUACAAUAGGCCAGGUUGUUUUUGCUUAGGCAAUGAUUACAGAAAUAAAGCUGGAAUUAUUUUUACAUUGGGGUACACACCCGAAUAAAAUGCUGGGUUAUUUUCCACCCAGCUUUGGGUCAAAAGGGACGAACACAACCCAUUGGGUUGCAAUUUAACUUGCUGGGUUGUUUUAACCCAAAAUGCUGGGUUGUUUUAACACACUGUAAAAAAAUCAGUAGAAAUUGCAGCUGGGUUGCCGGUAAUUUACCGUAGAUUUAAAUUUAUGUUAUUUACUGGCAACAUUUUGUUCAAAAUUAAAUGAACAUUAAACAUUUACAAGUCUUUGUCUUUAUAGAGUAAAACUAAAAAAGCAGCAUCAAGCAAAACAUUCUGGUAAACAAAAUCUGAAGCAAAAAACAGAAAAAGGUUGAUGAUAACUUCUGGUUCCCAGAAUGCUUUGCAUGAGGCUGUUAUUGUAUAGUUUUAUUCUGUAAAGAUAUAUACUUGUUAAUAUUUAAAAUUUAUUUAACUUUGAACAAAUUCUUGCCAGUAAAUAACAUAAAUGUAAUUCUACGGUAAAUUACCGGCAACCCAGCUGCAAUAACAUUGUAAUUUCUACGGAAUUUUUUUACAGUGCACAUUGUUGGGUCAAACAUAAACUUUUUUGGGUCAAUUUAACCCAACAGCUGGGGUUGUCCCUUUUUAGAGUGCAGAAUGCAAAAAAUGAUUCAUUCAUUUUACUCAAUUUUUUAAGGUAAGUGGUUGCAAUCAAUUUAUUUACAUUUAAACAACAAUUUUUUUUGUUUAAAUGUAGCUUAAAUAAAUUGAUUGCACUUACCUUAAAAAAUAAAUUAAAUGAUUUUUUUCAGUGCACCCUUAGAAAUAAAGAUGCAAAAGUUGUGACUGGGCAGUACCCUUUAAAAAGGUACACAUUGGUAAAUGUGGCCUAAAAAUUGGCCUAAAAGAGACAUAAGGUAUAUAUAUCUUGGUACCUCAAAGGUACCUAUCUAUACAGGACAUUUUAAAGGAUACUGCCCCAUUGAAAGCAUACAUUUAUUUCUGAAAGUGUAUCAGGAUUUUUUCUUUUGAGGACCAACAUAUAUUUUGGGGAAAGGAUCCAAAACAAUCCAAAAAGCUUCUCAGUCUGGUUUCCAAAAGUUUUAUAAGUGUUAUAAAUAUGUACACGAUUGUGUUUCAUCUGGUUUUAUUGUUUGAACUUGUCUUAUGAAACUGGUGAAUUGUUACAUUUUCAACUUUCAAAUAUAUGCAACUUUAUAUAACGAACAGGGCUGCAUUUGUUUUUACACACUGCAACAUCAAAUGAGAUUAUUAAGCUUUCAGAUAUUACAUUAAUAUCAAAUAUUUGUCACAUAUUUACCAACUGUAGACUAGAUCUAAACAGAACAGUGGCUGUGAAAUCACUCACAAUUCAUUGCGUAUUUGAAGUAAUAAAAUGAAUACAAAGCCAGUGAUGAUAAAAGAUAUACUGUAUGCUUAUUAUGGCAUGCAUGAAUAAUGUUACACUAUCAACUCCUUAUAUCUCCUGAGCAAACAUCUAAAUCUAUGCCUAACGUGUAAUAAUCCAGUCAACAGGAUAUAAGAAAGGAUUAUCAAAGUGGAAAAACAACAUAUUGUGGAGGGGUUAUUUUCUCACAGUAAAUGUUUUUUCUGUAAGAUUUUGCUCUGCUUCAUUCUUGUGUUUCAACUGAUACUGACCUGUGCUGACAAUACCAAGGUCAUGGGUUUUAUAAAGUAGAGAAACGCAUUGAUUUAACUGACAUUAACACUGAACAUAAUUGAUCAAAUGUUCACUUGAAAUGCACUGUAAGGCUGCCAAAUGCACACACGUAAGCGCUGACCAAAGGUUAUUAAACCUUGGCCCUUAGAAAUAAAAUAUGAAACAUUUUUACAGUACAGAUAUUCUCUGAGUUUCUAAAAGCUACAGUUUAAUGUUAAAUCAUUAAACGCUGUCAUUCCAGCCCUUUUAAAGACCAAAGUGCACACUCGAAAGAUCUGAAUCACUCUAAAAUUGUUGAAACUUCGAUAAGGUCUUUGAUCCCAGUAGAUCUGUCAGCGUAGUUUUU